AUGUCCCACUUGAUCAAACAAAACAACAAACCCUCGGAUUCGUUCUUCCCAGGUGGUCUUUUCCUUGACGCUACCACCCUUCCAACAUCCUUAUUUACCUUAACUCCAUCUUCUUCAUCCAAUUCAGCCACAGUUUCAUGUUUUUCCUGGGGUAUCAGAAAAAGGGUCGGCGCCGAGAUUCUCAGGGUAGAACCUGCCAUUAAUGGUGGCAGUUGCGUUUUCUCGUCGUUGAGUCUUUCAAUAAACGGAACCGGCACAGAUCAUAGUCAUAGAUACACUCCAGAAUCCAAUGAAGUUUCAGAGCAACAUGAGAAAAAAGUGGAAGAAGGUGUGUAUCAAGAGAAAGAGAAGGAGAAGGAGAAGGAGAGUCUUCAGGUUAACGGAUCCGGUGCUGUUAACAUGACCAAACAUCUCUGGGCUGGUGCUUUUUCCGCCAUGGUCUCAAGGACUUUUGUUGCGCCAUUGGAGAGACUUAAGCUCGAAUACAUUGUUCGAGGAGAACAGAAGAAUCUUGUUGAGCUCAUUCAGACAAUUGCAGUUUCUCAAGGGUUGAAAGGUUUUUGGAAAGGAAAUUUUGUGAAUAUUCUUCGGACGGCGCCUUUUAAGGCUAUAAAUUUUUAUGCCUAUGAUACAUAUAAAAAUAAACUGGUGAGAAUGUUGGGGAAUGAAGAGUCCACAAAUUUUGAGAGGUUUGUUGCUGGUGCUGCUGCAGGGAUUACAGCUACCUUGCUCUGCUUGCCCAUGGACACUAUCAGGACAGUUAUGGUAGCACCUGGUGGUGAAGCAUUGGGAGGUGUAAUCGGUGUCUUCCGUCAUAUGAUCAAAACGGAGGGCUUCUUUUCUCUUUACAAAGGUUUAGUACCUUCCAUUAUCAGCAUGGCACCUUCAGGUGCUGUCUACUAUGGUGUUUACGAUAUUUUAAAGUCGGCAUAUUUACAUUCGCCCGAGGGAAUGAAAAGAAUCCAAUAUAUGAAAGAAGAGACUCAGGAGUUGAAUGCUUUGGAACAACUGGAAUUGGGCACCGUUAGAACUUUAUUAUAUGGUGCUAUUGCUGGUUGUUGUUCUGAAGCUGCUACAUAUCCCUUUGAAGUUGUAAGGAGACAGCUUCAAUUGCAAGUUCAAGCGACUAGGUUGAACGCGCUGGCGACUUGUGUCAAGAUUGUUGAGCAAGGAGGUGUUCCUGCUCUCUAUGCAGGAUUGACUCCCAGCUUAUUGCAGGUAUUACCAUCGGCUGCUAUUAGUUACUUUGUAUACGAGUUCAUGAAGAUAGUUCUCAAAGUAGAAUCAACUUAG
Messenger RNA from Vicia faba (fava bean), 1293 nucleotides. NCBI's taxonomy places the organism in Eukaryota, Viridiplantae, Streptophyta, Magnoliopsida, Fabales, Fabaceae. The record is from the annotation of a GenBank genome assembly.